This is a messenger RNA of Exophiala aquamarina CBS 119918, 2802 nucleotides long. RefSeq lists its product as uncharacterized. The transcript is spliced from 4 exons. The coding region runs from base 1 to 2802 and encodes 933 amino acids. Lineage: Eukaryota; Fungi; Ascomycota; Eurotiomycetes; Chaetothyriales; Herpotrichiellaceae. The record is from RefSeq and is a predicted model, not a curated record.
AUGGCUCCGAGCCGCGCGUUAUGCGAGAAGUUUGGAAUUGUUUUUGAGCGGCGGCACCUUCAUCCUCCAUCUCACCGAGCCAUUUUCGAUGACAUCGAAAUCUUGGGAAAGACCGAUUACAACAAAUAUUCUACGAGCGUGACCAUCGAGUCAAAGGACAAGCCUUGGAGGCAUUCUACCAAGAAGCGGGCGGAAAUCAUUACCGAAAAGGCAAUACGAUGCCUAGACGCAAAUAAAAACGAGAUGGGUUGGCGGCUAGCCUUGGAGCCUGAGAUUCUGUCCAGGUUCGAGGUUGAAGUGACAUGUAUACGUUGUCGCGCACGCUUAUGGAGAUCCGAACUCGAGGCAGCUCUGACGGUCUCUGACACGGCUCGUCCUUCCUUAGCAGAACGCCGGGAAAGACGAGGUGUCUGUUCCUGCCCAGUUCAGGCCAAGGGGGACGAAAGAUUCGACUCUGGUCUCAACAGUAUCUUCGACGAUCGUGCAGAUGAGCUCAUAAAUCAUGAUCCUGAAAUAGCAAGUCAGCUUCCCGGCCGUCAAAAACCAGAUCGAGUCUACGGCUUUCGAGCCACUGCUAGAUUUAAACGAUUGCUUUAUUGUACUCUAAGCAGCAGCGGAACUCUGAUCGGCGAAAGCGUGAAACAUAGUCCAUUUCCGAAUAAGAACAAUAACGAGCCGCUGCUAUUCCCCUUCCUAGUGCUCGAGGCGAAGUCGGAGCGCGGUAACGGCAGCUUUACGCAAAUUGAAACACAGACCGCUUUCACAAUCCGGACCUUGCUUGAUCUCCAGUACGGCCUUAAAAAAGCCUCUGGUCCAGGAAGCCAGUGGAAGGCAGAGCCGUUAGUGUGGUUCAUUGGAUAUAAAGGAGAAUAUUGGCGCAUUUCGGCAGCAUAUGUUGACGAUCAGGUGGUACCACACCGCUUCCGAAUUAUCGACGGUCUUUGGGAUGGUCGACUUACCAAAGAGGAAGACUCCUUACGGCUACUCUUGAUUAUGGACUAUAUUUUUGACUGGGCACGCGAUGUACACCGGAGAGACAUUAUAGAAGGACUAAUUUCCCUUGCGGAAACAGUAGCACCGAGUCUUGCAAAUGAAACGGAUGUUUUCAGUACUGCUGAUCCAUCGGACUUCACUCUCCUCAACCUUGAACCUCUGGAACCUGAAAUGGCCGAGGCUUCCUUAGCCACUUCGAUUGAGAUGAAUAAGGCUCUGAGCUUCUUUGAUGGGCAUGGGUAUGCAAUACGUGAUGGCAGACACAUGCACCAUACUUUCUAUGGUCUGGAAGUUACAGUUGACAAUGUCCGGGAGAUUUUGCAAUUGGCAAAAUCGCCCGCUAAAAAAAAGGAGGUGAUGAAAGCAUUGCGAAUCGCCUCGAACCACCAUGACUCGAUCCGUGUUUCAAGAUCAUGCAUUGAUACUAUCGAAAGUAUCUGGACUGGGUGUGACAGGGCGUACACGUCGUCUGAAAACCCGCUUGAAAUGUUACAGUUGCGAAUGAUGUUUACGUCCUUCCUCGGCGAUCGGGGCCAUGGAUUAGGACGUGAAGAUCCAACUGUUUGGGAUCAUUAUCACGAAUUAACUAUUGUCGCCGUCGCGGACAGCGCGGUCGAUAUCUUUGGGGAGACGCCCAAGAGGGGCCCUCAGGUAGAUGAGGAGGGCUUAAUCCGAUUAGUGCAAGAGAUUAAAAACGCUCAGGUGGUUGAAAAACUCGAAGCCGCGGCCACCUGCUGGAGCCAGUCUAUUUCACACAAAGCCUUACCUAGAGAAUUUUCUGUUGCCAGUGUUGAUGGGAAUAUUACACCUUGUGUUGGUGCAAUUGGCAACGAAGCCAUCCUGAAACCUAGUCAAGCACAAGGCCUCAGACUCCCGUUGAAAACUUACCAGAGUUUGAGGACAGGUCAUCUACAACACGAAGCAAGCUUUAUGCGCGUUUCUAGAUCAUCUGACGGGCCAGAGAUAUCAAAGACCUCGACUCACAAAUUAUCGAAUUCCACAUUAGAGACAUCCGGGAAUUGGGGAUUCCUCCUGGUUGUGAAGGUCAGAUCCGUUGCUGGAAGUGACGUGUUCAAGAAACGGUGCUUUUAUUUACUUGAUUCAUCAUCGCCAAUGCUUAGCCAGAAUGAAAGUCACGAGAAGGAUCUGCAUAUACUGGACCAAGGAAGAGCAUUGGAGAUAGAGGCAAGAAAUGAUCCCAUACCGACAAAAAUCUAUGCAAAUCUUGCAAAUCUUAAGAGAAAGGUUGUGGCACCAACCCUGGAUUCAAAUUUUGCGCACUUUUAUACCAACGCGAUUCUUCUCUCUUCGGGUUUAAAGAGGUUGACCUGCCAAAACCAGGAUAAUGACGGGCAGGAGGAACUAGCCCAAGCACGAUAUGAUCAAAUGCAUAGCGAUCCAAAAUGGCCGUACUCUUUUCAAGAAACAAUCCACUCAGUCUACCAAAUUGGCAGAACAUACGGAAUCGAAACCAUCUUAGAUGGAAUGAAGGAAGUGAUGGUCGACGAGGAGACACUAGAUGAAAGUGCGUAUUCCGUGGAGAAACCAUGUGCGGGAGGAUCUUUUGAGAAGCCAAUCGACGUUGAUGCAUUGACUUCGGGAGGAUCUUUCGAGGAGCCAAUUGACGUUGAUGCAUUGACAAUUGAAAAUGGGGAACAAUCGACUCCAUCCCAAACGUAUAGCCUCCCCCGAACAAUGCAAAGUCUCGGACGACGACGCAGCAGUUCUGAUGGAAUGGUGGUACUAGAUUUGAAAACGAAGAGUGGCAACAGUCCUUGGGCUGGGUCAAACAAACGACGAAGGAAGUGA